UUUGCUCUGAAUGCGUCUGUUUUUUCAACAUUUUCUAUUAUUUUAUGCGGCAAGUGCCUAUAAUGUAUCCGUGAAUACCAAUAGAAGUUUCCUGUUCGGAGAUGUACUUGAGCCAUUAUGCUCAAUUAAUGUUACAGGUCAGAAUUUGACAAGGUCGGAGCUUAUUGAGUUAUUUCACAAAUGGGAGAAGUAUACAUCUUCCCAAAUUUCAUCUUCAUCUUCAAUUUCCGAUUAUAGAAAAGCGAUGCCUUGCUUUCCAGGACCAAACUUGAAUUUGACUUCUUCCAACUCUGACAUGAUUCCACAGUAUCCAAACUGCGAGACUUUUGUUAAUAUUUCAAAAACCACCUUUGGAGAAGCCAAUGAUCUACUUGAAGAAGUGAAAAAGGUGAGAGGUGUUGAACAAAUGGAUGUUUCCUUGAAGUCUGUUAUCAACUCAUUGAGCAGUCGACUUCAAAACUUGAUUGACUAUUUACCGGACGGAGCAACAAAGAAUAAAACACAGGAACGUCUCUCGACUCUUAUUGAAAUCGGAAAUCAAAAACUCCCUGAAACUCUACGAAACUCUACACGUAACCAGCCACCCACCCAGAGCACCAAAUCUGAGUUCAAUCCAUUUGAGCUUCUAUCUUGCUUUAACAUUAGCAUGAUGAAAACUGCUACAGUAUCUGGACAAACUAUCGGCUCAAUUGCUUGCUCUAAAUUCAAGUUAUGCUCAUUCUCAGCAGUUACCUCAAACCCUUGCCUAUCAAACUUGAGGAUAACUGAAGCUCAAUACGAUUCAGUUGUAAAUAAGACUAUUGCCGAAUUAAUAGGUGAAAAAUUGGGCGGAGAGCAAGUUCAGAAAAAGCUUGGUAGUGCGAUUGGUCAAUUUUUUGGAGAGCAUCCAAGAUCUAAACGAACACCAAAACCACGAUGCGAGAAUUGUACUGAAGAAGAAUAUGAAGAUGUGACACCACUUUCGGAUCAAGUGAAAAUGGAUGGAAGAGAGGAAUUGGAAGAAAGUGAUGAUAGAAGUUCAGGAGUAGAAUCAGAUGAAAGUUCUGGAGAAGUUAUUGAUGAAUCAUAUGGAAAAAUUGAUGAAUUGGAUCAAGAAAUGAGUAAACGAUCAACAGAUUCUCGAAAAAUGAGCCAUGAAGAGAUCACUCAAGCGAAGAUAGCAAAAAUUCGAGAAUCUAUCAUAGAUCAACUUCUCACAAAAACAGACGAUCCAGAUAAUUCCACAGAUUUUCAACCGACGAAGCGAUCUGCGGCUCUUGAAGCUUCACAAGACAACUUUAAGGAAGCACUUGAUAAUUUUAGAACCGAGCAUAUUGAAGACAUGACCGAAGGGAGUGGUCAAGAAUCGGAUAGACCAACAGAUUCUACAAAACUUUAUGGAUCAACACAAAGUCCAUCUGAAAUUAUCAGGCCCUCUAUCAGAACUCUUAAUAUGGAGACUGAAUCUAGUCCGGUGGAUUUCAUUGAGAAUAUGUCUCCAAUUUCUGAUUCGAAUGAUAUGGAUUCUUCUACAGUACCCAACGUUGCUAAAAAGAAUAAUAACUUUGAGAAAGACCUUGAUGCCUUCAGAACUGUAAAUAAUGGAUCGGAAAAGCUCAAUUCAAGCAUGUUCCAAGAGCUUCAAACUGUUCUAAACCUUAAGCUAAACUCAACCAUGCUGGAAUAUGCGGCUUCUUUCGCCAAUAUCUCUGAGUCACUUCCGAAAAUGAGUGGAGAAUUCACAGUUUCUCAAUUUUUGCAAAAAAUGGAUAUCAAUGACUGGCCAACUUUGAAGCAUCUUCUCAACUCAAUGCAGUCAGUGUUUGGCAACCUGCCAGGAUUUUCACAGAUCUCGAAUUUUAUAGAAAAUCUUUCAAGCAGUGGAUUGGAUUUGAAAAGUGUUUUGAAAAUGAUUCCAGCUAUGAAUUCUUCUGGAACUUCAUUACAUAAAGAUGCCGUUUUAGAUUUGCUGAAUUCCUUCAAGAGUAAAAUAUCAUCUUCCGACACACCAAAAUCUCCAGCGUUAGAAGCAGCAAUCCAAAAAAUAAGCGAAGCUUCAACUCUUCCUACUUUGCUCCAAAAUGACCUGAAUUCGAAUGAUUCAUCAAUAUCCGAUGCUCUAAAUAUUUUAAAAUCGAAUCCUUUGCUUUCGAGUUUGAAGAUUUGACUUUCCGGAAAUUCAAUCAAAAACAAUUUUUCUAAACUGAUGAAUAAAACUUGUUGUUAGU
Molecule: messenger RNA, 2207 nt
Organism: Caenorhabditis elegans
Lineage: Eukaryota; Metazoa; Nematoda; Chromadorea; Rhabditida; Rhabditidae
Gene: C18F10.2
Product: WSN domain-containing protein
Exons: 7
Coding region: 11-2146 (711 amino acids)
Source: RefSeq, marked reviewed